Messenger RNA from Bicyclus anynana (squinting bush brown), 2082 nucleotides. Its product is annotated as apoptosis-inducing factor 1, mitochondrial-like. Gene Ontology annotation, molecular function: FAD binding; protein dimerization activity; NAD(P)H oxidase H2O2-forming activity. Gene Ontology annotation, cellular component: cytoplasm; mitochondrion. The record is from RefSeq and is a predicted model, not a curated record. The transcript is spliced from 5 exons. Lineage: Eukaryota; Metazoa; Arthropoda; Insecta; Lepidoptera; Nymphalidae. Gene Ontology annotation, biological process: apoptotic process; mitochondrial respiratory chain complex assembly. The coding region runs from base 182 to 2014 and encodes 610 amino acids.
GAAUUUCCAUCACAGAUUAUAAAUAUACAUUUCCAUUUUCCUGACUUUUAAAUUUAUUAAAGUUUCAAUUUUAAAUUUGUGAUAUUUAUUUCCCUACGAAAUGUGAUAAGAAAAUGAUGUUGUAAUUUAAGUUAGAUUAGGAAUUAUUUAAUUGGUCUAUUGCUAGUAUCUAGCAUUAAAUAUGCUUCGAGCAAUUGCAAACGUUUACAUCGAGAGCCAGUCUCGGACCAGACGGGAUGCUUUGCAAAUAUUUCGAGUUUGCAAUUAUUCCAGCGUGCGUGGAGAUGACAAGCCGCUCUCGAGGAAGCUACGGAAGUUCAGAACGACCGUGCUGGCGGGCGAGCGGCGCGCCGGCCCGGCGCCCCGGACGCCGCCGCAGCCCGGCCCCGAGCCGCCGCCGCCGGCCGCGCGCCGCCGCCGCGCCUGGGCCGCGCUGGCGGCGCUCGCGGCCUCCGCGUCGCUGGGCGGGGCGUACUUCUACCGGAAACUGACCGACGAGCGCCAGCGCUCCCGCGACGCCGAGCCGACGCCCGCGCCCGCCGACGCGACCGACGCGCCCGAGCCGCCGCUGCCGGCGCGCGCCGAAGACCUGCCGCCGCACGCCGAGUUCCUGCUGGUGGGCGCCGGCACCGCCGCCUUCGCCGCCAUGCGCGCCAUCCGCAGCGCGCGCCCCGACGCGCACGUGCUGCUGGUGGGCGCCGAGCCCGCGCUGCCCUACAUGCGGCCGCCGCUCAGCAAGGAGCUGUGGCGCGAGCCGGCGCCGGCCGACGCCGCCGCGCGCCCCGACGCGCUGACCUUCCGCCAGUGGAACGGGCGCCGCCGCAGCCUCGCCUACGAGCCGGCCGCCUUCUACGCGCCGCCCGAGCGCAUGCGCGCCGCGGGCCCCGGCGCCGCGCUGGCCCGCGGCUGGCGCGUGGAGCGCCUCGACCCCGCCGCGCGCCGCGCCGUGCUGGCGGCGCCGGGCGGCCUGCGCCACGAGCUGUCGUACGGCGCCGCGCUGCUGGCCACGGGCGCGCGCCCGCGCCGCGUGCCGGCGCUGGCCGCCGCCGCCGCCGCCGGCCGCUCGCUGGCGCUGCGCGACGUGCGCGACGCGCGGCGGCUGGCGCGCGCGCUGGACGCGCCCGGCGUGCGCACCGUGGCCGUGGUGGGCGGCGGCUUCCUGGCGACAGAGCUGAGCGCGGCGCUGGCGGCGCGGCUGGCGGCCGAGGGCGCGGGCCGGCGCGUGCUGCAGCUGUUCCGCGAGGAGGCGCCGCUGGCGCGCGUGCUGCCGCCGUACCUGGCGGCGGAGGCGGCGCGGCGCCUGGAGGCCGAGGGCGUGCGGCUGCGGGCGCGCGCCGAGGUGCUGGCGGGCGAGGUGGGCGCGGCGGGCGACGUGGUGCUGCGGCUGGCGGACGGCGCGGAGGAGCGCGCGCAGCUGGUGGUGGAGUGCGCGGGCGCGGAGCCGGCGGCCGAGCUGGCGGCGGCGGCGGGGCUGGAGCUAGACGGCGCGCGCGGCGGCGUGCUGGUGAACGGCGAGCUGGCGGCGCGCGCGGGGCUGUGGGCGGCGGGCGACGUGGCCAGCUUCUACGACGAGGCGCUGGGGCGGCGCCGCGUGGAGCACCACGACCACGCCGUGGUGUCGGGGCGCCUGGCGGGCGAGAACAUGGCGGGCGUGGCGCCGCCGCGGGUGUACCGCCACCAGAGUAUGUUCUGGAGCGACCUCGGCCCGCAGCUCGGCUACGAGGCCGUCGGCAUCGUCGACUCGCGCCUGCGCACCGUGGGCGUGUUCUCGGCCGAGGCGACGGCGGGCGAGGCGGCGGGGGCGGGGGACGCCGGGCAGGCGCCGGAGCACGCCGGGCGGGCGCCGCAGCGCUACGAGCGCGGGGUGGUGUUCUACCUGCGCGAGGAGCGCGUGGUGGGCGUGCUGCUGUGGAACCUGUUCAACCGGCUGCACGUGGCGCGCCAGCUGCUGGCGCUGGACGCGGCGCCCGACUUGUUCGAGGCGGCCAAGCUGUUCGCGCCGCAGGACGAGUAGGCGCGGGGCGUUCGUUCGCUGUACAUAGAGUAAGUUAGGUGACAUUUCAAUACAAUUGUUAGCAAACC